AUGCUUCGAUUCUACAGCAAUUCAAGAGCCAUUUAUGGUCUGUGCAGGUCACUUAGUAAUCAAAUUGGUAAGCGAUAUCAAUCAUCAACAACAGCAGCAAAUGUUCCUUUAGAACCGAAUGCAUCAACAAUGUCGAUUUUUAGUGGACAUAUAAAAGGAGCAAUUACUAAUAAUUUAGAAAUUAUUCGUCCAGAAAAUAUAACACCGAUUUCAAUUUAUCAAGUUCUUGACUCUGAUGGAAGUAUUAAAGAGCAAAGCCACGCACCAGAUUUUACUGACGAACAUUUGAUAAAAAUGUAUAAAGAUAUGACUCUACUCAAUGUAUUGGAUCGAAUCUUAUAUGAAUCACAACGGCAAGGUCGUAUUUCAUUUUAUAUGACGAAUUUUGGUGAAGAAGCAACACAUAUUGGUAGUGCUGCUGCUCUUAAUCCAAAAGAUCUUGUUUAUGGACAGUAUCGAGAAGCUGGUGUACUCAUGUAUCGUGGUUUUAAAUUACAUGAAUUUAUUGAUCAAUGUUUUGGUAAUGCUCAUGCAUCUUGUAAAGGUAUUCAAAUGCCAGUACACUACGGUUCAGCUGAUUUGAGUUUUGUCACCAUUUCAUCAACAUUGGCUACACAAAUGCCACAAGCUGUUGGUAGUGCUUAUGCAUAUAAAAGAGCUCAAAAUGGUUUAUGUGUUAUUUGUUAUUUUGGAGAAGGAGCUGCAAGUGAAGGUGAUGCUCAUGCUGCUAUGAAUUUUGCAGCAACUCUCGAAGUUCCGGUAAUAUUUUUCUGUCGUAACAAUGGUUAUGCUAUAUCAACAACAACAGUUGAUCAAUAUCGAGGUGAUGGUAUUGCUAGCCGAGGAGCAGGUUAUGGUAUGGCAACAAUUCGUGUUGAUGGAAAUGAUUUAUUUGGUGUUUAUAAUGCAACAAAAGCAGCUCGUGAAUUAGCUCUCAAUGAAAUGCGACCGGUAUUAAUUGAAGCAAUGACACUCAGAGUUGGUCAUCAUUCAACGUCAGAUGAUAGUUCAGCUUAUCGUUCGAUUGAUGAAGUACGUUCACGUGAUAAAAAAGAUAAUCCAAAUUUACGUGUUCGUAAAUAUAUGAAUAAACGUGGUUGUUGGAGUGAAGAAAAAGAAGAACAAUGGACUAAAGAUUCACAAAAAAUGGUAAUGGAAGCAUUUGCUAGUUGUGAAAAAACUAAACGGGCACCUAUUACAACAAUGUUUGAAAAUAUUUAUGAUAAGAUGGAACCACAUCUACAACGUCAAAUGAAAGAAAUGAAUGAACAUGUGCGUCAGAAUCAUGAUCAUUUUCCAUUAUCAUUAUACGAACAAUCUUCAACAUAA
This is a messenger RNA of Rotaria sp. Silwood2, 1329 nucleotides long. Lineage: Eukaryota; Metazoa; Rotifera; Eurotatoria; Philodinida; Philodinidae. The record is from the annotation of a GenBank genome assembly.